Helicoverpa zea (corn earworm) is the source of this 14522-nucleotide messenger RNA. RefSeq lists its product as uncharacterized. The transcript has 50 exons. Bases 164 to 10381 code for a protein of 3405 amino acids. The record is from RefSeq and is a predicted model, not a curated record. Lineage: Eukaryota; Metazoa; Arthropoda; Insecta; Lepidoptera; Noctuidae.
GCCAUAUUGGUAUUGUCAAAAACUUCGGGAUAUAUCGGUGCCGAUGAAAAAAUGGUUUCAAGUCUUUUAAUUACCGAGUUAUCUGUUUUCGAGUGAUCUAAGAGGACCAGCGGUGACUUUAGAUGUUACGUUUGUCGUAUGAGUUGUGUUAUUCGGUUCUUAAAUGAUGUUUUCCAUGGAGAAAUGUUUAGGCCGUAGUGGUACUGGUAAUGCUGAGGAAGCUGAGCUGUUCGCCGGCGGAGGCGAGGGGCUGGGCAAGGAGGGAGUGCCUUCAGACGAGGUGGCUUCAGCCGUGGCCGCGGUGUCUGACGAGAUCGGAGACAUCCUGAAAGAUGAGCUUGGCGAUGCGGAUCGGGCGGAGCGCAUCGGGGCUGAGCUAGCCGAUCUGAGCGCGGAGCUCGGUCUACUCGCAGGAUUGGCAGACGGAGAGCCCCAGCAGGACUUCCCAUCUCUUUUCGAAAUAGCCAUGGGUCACCGCGGCUCCGGCAGCGGUUCCUCCUCGUCCUCCUGGUCGGGGGGGCGCGGAGGACGGCCGAGGCGUCACUCCCGACCGCAGAGGGCGCCUAGGCGACGACCCAUCGCUAAGGGGAAAGAGAUGUCUCGGCGGCGCAGUGCGGCCGCUCGACGCGCGGUAUGCAUGCGCGUGCGUCGCGUGGAGGUGGUGUCCGACGCGUCCGACGUCGGCGCCGAGUCCGACUCCGACGACCAGUGGACCGAGCUCGACGAUGCUUCCGGUUCAUCAGACAGCUCUUCACUGAAGGAGGCGGCGGCCGUUGAUGUCGACUGCAACGGCUUUCAGCAUAAGGCAGAGGCUCCAGCGAUGGGCCAGUUCUUACUGCCGCUGCUGAGCUCCGACGCUCCCGCGCCCGACCCCGAACACUUCCUCAUACGCCACGAGGAUAUACUGCAGCUUCUCGCGUCGGCGGAAGAAAUAGUUCACGAUGACAUACCGUUAGAGGAUGACUCCCCACAGGAACCACAGACUGACAUGCUGUCUGGCAGUGAGAUGCUGGACGAUGACGCGGCCGUCACCGCCGAGGAGGAAGCUGCGUUGUUGCAUUACGUCUGUGGCAUGGAAGCUGAGCGCCUAUCCAGCUCUGGCGUGACGUUCUCGCCCGUGCAGGACUGGCUGCUCGGCGUCUUCCACUCCUUCUGCGAGAUAUCAGCACUCAUGUUCACUGUCAUCGGGACUAAUAUGAGCGUCGAAAUGGUAACGGAAGACUGGGUGUAUCGUGCCCGGUUCGGCUGCCACUGUCGCCUGUGCCUGUGCCUCGCGAACAACGCGGACGCUCUGCUCGCCUUCAUACGGGACUGUGUGUGGGCGUUGGCGCACUGUAAGUUAUAUAUUAUAUGUUGUACUAGGUUCCGCUCCAUUCUUAGGGGGGACUACUGCCCGUUCCGUGAGAGAAAAUAUAGCUUACUAGUUUCUGCCAGCGGUUUUACCCGCAUCCCGUGUGAACCUCUACACGAACCCGGAUAUAACCUCUAUAUUAUAUUACUAUAUAGACAAUAUCCUUACUUUUUUUUGUUUUACCACAAUUUUUCAUUCUUUUCGGCAGGUGGCAGCACGGUCGGCGCAGCGGCGCGGAUGGUCCGCGCGGUGCGGGCCCGCGCGGACUCGCAGCCCGACCUCUGGGACAUACCGCUGUUACGCCGGGCACUGGCGCCGCCGCAGAGUGCAGCAAUAAUACACGAACAGCUUUGCAAGUUAGCUGCUCAGAGCGAGACGACACAUCAGAUAGUCAACAGCGUCUGUCUAUGUCGACCGUUCGAUAAGCCCAUGGAGAAAGAGUACGCUGUAGAGAGGUUUUGCAAAAUAUUGGAAAACUUCAAAGCGGCGUCUACUAUUACAUUUAAGGUUGAAAUGAUCCCAGUAGGCGUGGGCUGCAACGAGUCAGGCCGGUGGGGCUGGGUACCAGCUGCCCGGGCUCGCUUGCAGCGUUACUUGAAAGCUCACCAACGCGCCCCCACCCGCGCGAGGCUCGCUGACAUGGCGGCGCAGACUGACUCUAGGGACCUGAGCGCAUGGUCGGGCUAUGAGCAUCGGUGUGAUUGCCUGACGCCGAGGACCUUGUGUGCACAGCAGAGGAAACAGCUUUUAAGUGGUUUAUGGGGAAGACCGGUGUUCAUCAGUGGGCAUCUAAGAGCUGCUAUCUUCUCAUUCUUCGGUAUGAUGCAAACGGUGAAUGUCUUCAAUGGUGCUAAGCCGGAAACUAGUUCUGAUGGUGAUAAGCCUCCAAACGAGAUGGAACCAGAGACAACGAGCAGAGAGUUGCAGCAAGGAGACGGAACAGGAGCAAAGCCACCAGAAGACGGGCCGGACAGUAUCGAGAGCAUGGGCAGCGCCGAAAGCCACGCCAGCGGAGACAGCGCCGACACCGCCGACACUGCUGACAGCGCUGACACUGGUGAGAGUGGGGAGGGAGUGGAAUGCGCGGGAGGUGAGGCGGCACCCGCCGUUGACAAAGAUAGUGAUUCUAAUCCUACAUGCGACUUCGAUGACAUAUCCGACUCCGACGCGAACUCCGGCACAGCAUCCCUAGGCCUAUCCACCUCCUCAUCACUAGACUCCGCAUCAGAAUUGCUCCUAGCUGCAGCAGCGGCCGUAGAGUCAGGAGGCUCCGAGGGCGAAGCCCCGCCCGGCGAGCUGUGCCGCACCGUGCGUCACCUGAUGCGGUCCAUAGCGUCCAUCGAGCGGCUGAUGGACAGGGUGCUCAAGCACUGCGACGAGUGGCCCGCGCCGCCCACCAGGAACGACCACGAGGCCAGGAAACGCGUAGACAUGGGUCUAUCGGAGGUGGAUCGCAAGCUGAUGGCGAUGUACCGCCGUCUGCCGGAAGUGCAUCGCAGGCAGCUGCAGGUCUAUAGGAAGCAGAAGAAAUUGUCCACUGUGUGCAUGCAGCUGGUGGGCGGGUCGGCGCCGGCGCCGCCGCCGCCCGGCUCGCCGCCGCCCGCCGCGCCGCACCAGCCCUGCCGAGCGCUGUGUCCCGAGUACCAUCUGCAGCGGUUCAAGGAGGUUCGUCGCAAAGUGAUGCAUAUGAGAGACCAACAGUUGUACUACCAUAGACUGAGGAUGUGGCUCGAAGAUCAACUGCGUCACGAACGAGAGAGCCUACCAGAAAGCAACGUAACACUAAUCGAAGACCUCCCCCGUCGCAAAAGACGGACGUCCAGCCCCAAAAUACCGCGCCUCACUACCGCCCCCAAGCGAAAACUUAAACCCGUCUCCCCCUCUAUUUCUAAACCACAUAAAAUACUUCAAAUGCUUAAACACAAGGCUCCCGCGCAAACGACUCAACUUCUCACAGACGACAUAAAGUCUGCCGACAGUAAGGACGCAGAAUGCCCCGAAGCAUUCCCUCUUGAAAGGGAAGAAAAUGUCUCCGAUACCGAAACUAUAGUAGGGGAGAAGGAAACCGGAGAUAUGUGUAAAGAAAUGAAGGAAUGUCUGGCUAAAUUUUCAAAUUUCGCUCUUAGUAAUGAUACUGGGGUCGAAAUUAUGCAAGUUGAAGGGAAAUACCCAGAGUCUGUCAGUCCUCCUUUACAAGAAAUGUCCCCGACCACACCAGAACCUAUGCCUGUGUAUUCCUCUAAACCUAACCAAAGGCUGCUCUCAGUUAACAAGUUUCUAAAUAAAGAUGAUACAACAGAUUUUAACCAACAAAUUACACCCGAAGUUUUAAAUAUACCACUAAACGCGAGACGGACGCCGCUACUCGUUAAAGACGAAAAGGAACCGCUAACCGACUGUGUAGAAAAUGAUAAAGAUUCUAGUAUUUAUAAGUAUGUUUCUUUUGGACUAGAAAUUAAGAAAGCCAUGGAGGAGUGUCAGAAUAUUAUUAAUUCUUAUAACAGUAUGAAAGAAGGGAAAAAGGAAGAGGAAGGGCAAUUAUCUUUAGAGCAAAUCUGUGAAGUCAUGAUGACUUUAGACAAGAAUUCAGCAGAAUUCCUAGAUAAAAUCGACACUGAGGAUCCUAUAGACAUUAACACAGCUAACACGAAAUUAGCUGAGCUCGUUGAAAAUAUGCCUCAAAUUUUAGCUAACAUGCCCGAAAUUGCUUCCAAACUAUCCGAUAUUGCAAACACAUCUUUCGGACUACCCGAAUUCGCGUCUAUAAUGAACAGUCUACCGGAAGUUAAUAACGAAGCCCAGUUAACACCGGAAACUUUGAAACAAAUAAGAGAGUUGAAACUAAAUAAGUCUAGGGAUAGCGUUAAAGUGACUAAGAAUACUACAAAGCGUAAAACUCAACGUAGAAUUAAGAGUAAUAUAGAUAAUAGUGAUGUUAUAGGCACAAUGACUUUUGAGUUAGACAAUAAAGAUAUAGUCGAACUUCUAAAAGAUGACAAGGAUUUGCAAGCGUUAAUGAAAAAUAAGAACAGAGAGGAUUUCAAAGACUUACUUUUCUCAAUCUCCGCUCAAGUGGUUAUUAACAAAGUCUUUGAGUAUUUAAAGCAAAACAAAAGUCCGGUCUUAGCCAAGUGUUUAGAAGAGGAUAAAGAUUUAUUCUCUCUACCGAAGAAUAGUUUGAACUCCGAAAUGUAUUCUAAAGCGUCUACUCUUUUUGAAAACUCCGUCAAAGACGCAUUAAGUAUGGAAGAGUUGAGAGAGCUUGUCAAAUCUCGCUUCAAUUCUUGGAAACAUUAUGUCCAAUCGAAAUUCAAAGGAAUUCCAGUUGAAAUAUUAGACGGUGAGAUCGAAGAAAUGCUAGAUAAAUUCUAUAGUUACAUACAAGAUUUAGCGGGGAAGAAUUUUGUACCCGACCCAGAUAGGAUGGCAGCUAAGUUAGAAGAAUUGAAGAAACACCACGAAACACAUAGAGAUUCUGACUCAGACUCUCGUGAGUCUGUCAGACAGAUACUUCUGACUACAUCUGUGGGUAAUACCCUAGAUAUACUUAUAAUGAAAUUCCCUAAAUUAACACACGAGAAGAAAGUAAUGGUUAAAGGUCUGAAAUUUAAAUAUAUGAAUGUUUUGCGCAGAUGUUGUGAGUCACAACCUUUAGCGAACUGGAUAUUGACUGACCCGGAAACGGCUAUAAACGUUAUUCAAGACCUUAUGGAUUUCCAAGUGAAACAGGCUGAGAAUAUACCAGAUUUUACAAGCAUGACCAAUGAGAAGAAAAGGGAUUAUUUCGUCGAUAGAUUGAGAGAAGUUAACAAACAAUAUAUGGAGACUUUACCGAAGAAGAAUCUUUCUGGUGACGAAUGGUUAGUCAUGUUAUACAAACUAGAACAGUAUGAAGAAAAGUUAAAAGAGAAUUUUAAUAAGGCUUCUCCGCAGCCGGUUAAAACUACCCAGAACGCUAGCGAAGCUGAAAUUCUAGCUGCUAAAGGUUUAAGCAAGAUAAUAGGUAAAGCUAGUAUAAGAGUUGUCAAAAAAACCGACCCACCGAAGAAAAAAGAGGAGAAAAUCAAAGAAAAGGUCGACGAUGAUGAUAAGAAGUGUAAAAACGAUGCUUUGCUAGCCAAAUGUGAGGCGAUUCUAACUUCUAAAGGCGAGAAAUCUUUGCUAGACAGCUUUUACACUAUAAAGUCUUAUAUAACCCAAGGGCUACCAGUCCCAGAGACUUAUAAAAAACACGUUAUUUCUAUAUGCUCGUCAAUUGACGCAAAACUUUUAGAUGAAGACAUAGAAGAGAGUCUAAAGUCUGAACCGGAAACGGUGGAAUCCGACGCUAAAGAUAAGCCAAUUUCUCCUCAAAAUCACGAUGAUUUAGCUAAGUAUUCAGCUCAAGCGUUAAGGAACGCGAAACAGACUUUAAAUGCUGUCGCCUUCAAGAAUAUAACUCGCAACGGUCAGAGUAAGUCAGAAUCAGAUGUCUGUGACACUCCCAAAUCAGAUUGCAAAUGGACUAAUGAUUGCGUCUGCAAUUCUUGCAAGGAUAACGAAACCACGUGUUUAGGAGAUAUGGUGAAACAGUGCUAUGAUGGUGAGAAGAAGGUGGAUAAGAAAAAAGUGGAGAAGAAGCCGGUUGUGAAGCCGAAGCCGGUGGCUAAGGCUUGUGAGAAUGUUAACCAUCAGCAGCAUGUUUGUAAAGUGGGUCACGGCGGCGCGAUGUGUGCGGGAGAGGGCACGGAACAACCCUGCACUUGUUGCUACUGCACCGUUUUUGGACAUGCUCCGCCAUUAACAACGCCUGUGCCUCGGAACUUCAACGAGACGAGAGAACGACUAAGGUCUAUACUCAACAAGAAGAAACAGCAGUGCAAGAGUGCUAAUGGUGAACAACCGGAGCCUGCGCCGUGCGAGCCGCCCGCCGCGCCCAAACCCGCCAAGCCGCCCGUCCUCGCGCCUAAACCUCCGGCCUUACCAAAAACCCAGCCACCGAAUUUGACCCCCGCCCAAGUGCAACAAAAGCGACAGUCCAUAGACACACAGCAGAGACAACUUGCCGACAAGAUGGCGCGGAUGGCUGUCUCUGACAGGCCCGCUGUUGCUGCUCAAGCUAAACCUAAGGCUCUACAACGCACGGUACCUAUUCAAGUGAACGUGCCGCCAGGAUUGAAAACCGAAGGGAAAGUCAACCCUAACGCUAUGGAGCAAAUACGGUUGCAGCAAUUAAAACAACAGCAGCAACAACAACAAGCCCAACUACAACAGCAACAGCAACAAACUCAGCAACCGCAACAACCUCAACAACCGGCCCCACAACCUGUUCAACAGCCUGCCCAACCAACUCAGCAGACUCAGCAGGCCCAACAACAAGCUCAGCAGACUCAGCAGCCGCAACAACAGAAGAAGCCGGAGCCGAUAUACGAUCUGCCUAUACACAACAAGCCGACGUUGACUCCGCAACAACAGCAACAGAUUAGACAACAGCAACAGAUGAGGCAGCAGCUACAACAGCAACAACAACUUCAACAACAGAACCAGCUCGCCCAACAACAACACCAACAGCACACUCAACAACUGCGAGCUCAGCAGGCAGCUCACCAGGCUCAGCAAGCUCAGCAGGCUCAGCAGGCUCAACAACAGGCUCAGCAAGCUCAGCAGGCUCAGCAACAAGCUCAGCAGACUCAGCAGGCUCAACAACAGCGGCAGAGCAGAGCUCAGCAGCAACGGAGUACUGUGUCUCUUUCUAGUAGAGAUACUAGUGUGUUCUCUACUUCGUCUGGUUGCUCUGGCGGUUCAUGUUGGCGUGGCUCUCGGCCAGAAGACACGCGGGAUCUAGACGCUCUUCUGCAGUACAUAGAGGGACCCGCCAGACAUGUCGACCGCGGCAAGAAGCGAGCCAAGAAACAGAGGCAGAAGGCCAAGAAGAUGGAAUCCCGACUCAUAGAAGAAAGAAACGCCGUAGUAAACGAACUCUCUCGAGCUCGACGCGAACUAGACGCCUUACACGUCGCCCACCACGCCGCCAAGCGACGCCUCGACACUACACGAGCGUUACUGCACGCGCAUACCAAGCCUAAACGUAAGGGUAAAAAGCAGAAGUUAAACCCGGCGCAACAGGCUAAAGUGCAGCUCGUAGCUGAACAGCUAGGUGAACUGACCACACUCAUGAAUACCACUUCUAAGGAAAUGGCAGCAGCCGAGAAGCAAGUGCUAGACUUCUCGCGGCGGCUGCAGAACUGCGAGCGACAGCUGGCCGAGUCCCGCGCCGUGCAGGGCAAGCCCGACCGCCCCGACAGGCCCGCUCAGCAUGCUCAACAGAUCGACCAAGCGGCACACCAAGCGGCACUCCUAGCGAAACAGCAACAACUCCAACAACAGGCUUUACAACAACAACAACAACAACAACAGCUGCAACAACAACAACAGUUGCAACAACAGCGGCAGCUACAGCUGAUGCAGCAACAAGCAGAGAAGCAGAAGAUUGACAAGCACAAGCAGAAUGCUAGCUUUAUCCAACAACAACAACAACAGCUGCAACAACAACAACAGUUGCAACAACAGCGGCAGUUACAGCUGAUGCAGCAACAAGCAGAGAAGCACAAGAUUGACAAGCACAAGCAGAAUGCUAGCUUUAUCAACGGACAAAACGGCGGCGGCAUAGUAUGCGUCCGUCGGUCCCCGGGCGACGGCGCCGUGACGCUGUCGCUGCCCGGCCAGCGCAGCGAGACGCCGCUAGCUCAGCUCGUGCAUAAUAAUAAGCAUGUUACUGUACUGAACGUAUGCGGCGAGCAAGCAGCUCCGACACAGAAGCCUAGCGAGGGUCGCAAGCAGACGUGGGAGCAAGCGCUCGCCCAUAUCAAUCAGCUAGCCAAACAGGGGAAAGAGAAGAAAAAACAAAAAGAGCAGAAAGAACCCAAAGAGCAGAAACAACAAGAGCAGAAACCUGCCAAAGACAAUAAGGAACAAUCAAAGACUCCCCAGGCCGAAACUCAGCCACUGUCCAAGAAACAGAGAAAACUGCUGGCUAAACAACAGGCUGAAGAAGAAGAAAAGAAAAAACAACAGCAACAACAACAGCAAUCAGACUCGAAAACCAAAAAGUCAGACUCGAAGUCCGACACCAAAUCCGACUCCAAGUCUGACAAGAAACCCGAGCCUAAACCUGAAACUAAGAAGAAUGAUAAAAAACCGGAACCGACUAAGAAGGAGAAAAAAGAAGAGAAAAAGAAAGAAAAGGCCGCUGAUAAGAAGGUGGAGAAGAAAGGGAAGGAAAAUAAACAGGAGAAAACGCCCACACCACAAACGAAAGCAACAAAGCAACAACCACAACAGCAACAGACGCAACAAACCAAAAAGGAAAACAAGAAGCAACAACAACAACAACAGCAACAGCAGCAACAACAACAACAGAAGCGACAAGUCAUCAACAUCACGCCUGACACUAGCAUUGAAGUUGUUACUAACAAGACUCCGUGCACAAACGAGCCUGAAAAGCCAGCGUCUUGCAGUAUCAUGGAACAACUUAGUUGUGGAGUUCAGGUGGCGGAUUUAAAACUACCGCCCGGCAUUACUUUGACUCGAGUACAACCUUCUGAGAAGAAAGAACCGCCGCCCAUCAAAUCUGUUCCACUAUGGAAAGCAGGGCAGUUACCGGCCGCUCCGACGCCCGUAGCCCGGCCCGCGCCGGUCAUCAAUGCUGACCCUGCUAAUGUUAUGUUUACUACGCAGAUGCCGGAACCGCCAAAACCAGUCAUCAUAGCCGACCCGCCACCACCAGUCGGCAAAUCGAAAAAAGCCAAAAAGAAGGCCAAGAAAGCCGCGCAGGCCGCUGAAGACGCAAAGCCGGACGGCACCAAGAUAGUCACCCUACGAAACCCCAUGUUCCACCCCAACUUACCACCAGUUCAAAUAUCCAGCAAUAAUAGCCAGCCCGUACAAAAGAAACAAGAACAAAUUAGGAUUCCGGAUCCAAUUCCUAUGCCUCCGAACGCUUGUCAAGCUACCAUCACACCAACAUCCAAUGGAAUGUACACUAUACGGAACCCAUUAAUGACAAUGAUGCAUCAACAAAGUCUAAUGGGGGUUCGCACCCAAAGCCCCCAACUGAACCCUAUGUAUGGACAGCAGUAUAACUAUGUGAACCCUAAUACGUACACCCCGGUCAACCCAACUCAAUUCGAACGUUCUUCACCGAAGCCAGAUGACUUUCAAACGAGAAUCAUGAAUUUGGCAUCGUUUACUCAGAAAAAUGAUGAAGGGUACUCCUUAUUUAAGACUUCUGAUGAUAAUCAGCAACGUAGUUUUUUGACACCGGAAUAUUUUGAAAAUCAGAGCCCUAAAUCGAUGGUUUCUCCAAACCCGAUUGGAACGAGACCGGUUGAAACCCGUCCCUUCGAGUCCGAUACAUCUUUAUUUGCUAAUCCGAUUCAACGACCCGAACCAAUUGGAACACCGUUGAAGCAAGAAGUAGAUUACACUGGGUUGUACACACCGUUCGGUCAAGAAGAUAGGAAUGUUUUCCGUAAUGCACUUUUUAGUGAUAAAAAUGAUAAUAAUCAUCAAAAAAGUGAAGAUUUGGGAGCGAAUAAUGUGUCCAAUGGUGAUUCGUUACCGUAUUUCCAGAGGUUAAGAGUCGGUUCGAAGCUGAAUAGUGAAGUUACGAUUCAUCAUGUUACGGAGUCCAAGUUUUAUAAGGGGCAGGAGCCCGGAGCGUCAGUAGAGCAGUCACAAGAGGAGUCGCUGUUCAGUCGGCCCACCACCUGGCCGGACCAACUUUACCCGGAUAAUGCUGAGCGGUGCGGAGCUGUGGGCGCGGCUGCCCCGGAGGCGGCGCCGCGCUUCGGGCCCAUCGGAGCCCCCAGCCAGCACGACCCCGAAUGCCACGUAUUCCUACCCGACUGUUCAAUCACCAAUCUCUCGGAGUUAGAACUGAGUGAACGAGAAAUUGAAUCUUUCAAACGCUUCGAUUUUUACUUCUCCCCGCCUCAACAUAAGCCCAAAGUACGUUUAGACGUAGCUGCCAUGCGACACACGCAUAACUAGUGCGUUACAUCGGAAAUUGUUCAGCCGAAAAAUUAUGUAACUACCCUAAAAUAAUUGAGACGAAUUUUAUACCUGAUGGUGACAAAAAUGAGUGUUUUGUUAAAUGGCUGGAUGGAUUUUGGUGUGGAAAAAUAAAAUCUGAGGCUAAGUUUUGUCUUAAUUUGUUCAGCCGUUUUGUUGUAAUUGUGUCUGUAAAAUGCCUGGAUUGGUUUGGGUGAAAUUUGGUAAACAUAUAGCUGUAACAAAUAUUGACAAGAUUAUGAUUAUUACUUGACCAUAUUUUUAUUGAAACAUACAAAAAUGUAAGUGGCCCUUUGGACACAAUAAAUGUUAUUAUAAAAAAAUACCGCACAUAAAAAAUUUCAUUCAAUUUAGUCCAGCCGUCACAAAGUCAAAACUUACUGGGCUGAAUUUGAUAAAAUAUCUAUAAUAAGUUAAAUAUUUCCAUUAGAUUUGACUAAAGUCUAUCCAGCCAUUAUGGAUAUCAAUGACAAAAUAAUUUUUUAACUUCUCAGAAAGAGAAGAUAUUAUGAUAGACACAUAUUAUUAAGUUUAGCAUAUCGAACGCACUAUAAAUCUACUUAGUAACAUUUUUAACCGACUUCCAAUAAAAUUUUGACAUAGUUCUAGUUGCCACCGACUUCUAGAGCCAUGCCAAAUUUUUUUAUUUUGUCCCUUUCAGGCCCGGCUGUUCGAAGCUCAGUUACGUCAAGGUUAAGGUUAAAUUCUAGUUACAGUAAAAUUAACAAGGUUUAAAUUCAAAAAGCGUUGUUGAAGUACCAGUUAGUUUAACGAACGUUAAAAUUUCAUAAUAAAAACGUCAAAUUAACCGUGGUCAAAAUUUACAUCGGUCAAAUUUUAACUUUAACUUUACCGUGACGUGCGAACAACCGGGCCUGAGUGUUUUAUGAAGUCGGUUAUACGUUUUUCGCUGUAAAUCUAUUAGGUAUAAGAAAUUGACUUUAACCUACUACAGUCGACUCUCGUUAAUUCAAACCUGCGAUAAUUCGAACCUCUCUUUUAUUCAAAGUUAUCACGAGUUCCCUACAAAAUCUCUUUAUAUUUCGAACUAAAUCAAUACAUUUUUAUGCACUUGGUAAUUCAAACGAAAAAAUCAUUGCUAUGUAACAAAACGACGCGUUAUUUCGAAUUCCUAGUCGUCCAACACUCGACAAUUCAAAGUUGCAGAGAGAAAGGGGCGGAAAGAGUGAGGUUAGUCAGAGUCGGAGAGCAUUCUGAAUACAGAGUGGCAGCAAUCUGCUCUGUGGCAAACCAGUAUCAGGCCUCUGUCACUCUCGGUACUUGCGCGCGAUAAAUGCCUACCGCUCGCUGGGUUACCGGUAGCCCCACGCGGCACAGGGCUUUCGACAGCCGCUCGCGACGCGCGUGUUUUAUGUUUAUUAUUUUUAUUUGUGAACAUGACGACCUCUGGCCAGUUAUGUGCUGUGCUUGGUUGCAGCUCAAGUAAAAGAAAAAAUAUAAAGCUUUCGUUUUUCCGUUUACCUAGAGAUGUAGGUAGACAGGUCAGUUAUUGUUUAUAUUUUAUUUGGUUUUUAAAAUUAUCUAAUAAACUGAAGAACUAUUUUGAUUUGUGUAGGUGUAUAUGUGACUAUUGUAGGAAAAUGUAAAGGUUUCCUAUUAUAUAUGUAUAGGCAUUUAGAAAUAUUUUAUACCUAUGAAUGAAUAUACAUAGGUUUCUAUUUUUUAAAGUAAAAAUACUUAUGUUCUUUGUCAUUUUAAAAAUAAGCGACUUUAGAUACUUAAAUUAUAGAUACUUAUACCUUAUACUUAGUUAUACAUGCAAUGAUUACCGAGUUUUGUAGCUAAAAACAUUUCGAGUAUAAGUAGGUGUAGUUCUCGUCCAACUAAAUGCUGGCUUGGAACAUUGCAUACAUCGCUGCGCAGAAACCAAUUUUGGGUAAGUAGGUAUGUAUCAGCGGUCAGCGGUGUUGUGCCAGGGAUAAUAGGUAAGUAUAGAAUACUUACGUGUUCUGUGCUCGAAAAGUAGUUGGGCACCUCCAUUGAUUUGAGAAGUCAGUUACAAAUAAGCGUAACUUUGUUUCCCUAUUUAAUUGUAAGAGGCAACCCUACGCUCGCUGUCGGCACGGUCGCGGUCACUGAACUGUGCGCUAUCGCAUUGAAAUAACAAUCGAGCGUUGGAGCAUUUAAGGUUCAUUUUCUAACGCAGCUAUGAAUUUGUAGGUAGUUUGGGAACUUGUAGGUGCUUAUAACAGUAGGUAUGGACUUUUUUGUAUGGAGUGAUUUAUCUGUUACGUAGUAACUAUUAUAUAAUCUGUGCCAGUAUGACGACGGGGUUGUUUCGAAAGAUUACUUAAUUCAUAUUAUGAAUAAGUACAUGUGUGUACACAAAUGUAUUUUUAAACUUUUGACAUUGUUAUAGAAUAGCAGUCAAUAAAUAAUAAUUGAUCAACACUUGAUAAUUCGAAAUUCUAUUUAUUUUCUCUCACAAAUUUCGAACCAUUUAGUAUUUCAAAAACUCGAUAAUUCGUAAUAUUUUUAGAGUCCCUCGAGUUUCGAAUUAACGAGAGUCGACUGUAUUACUAUAAAUGUGCAAGUUAGUAUGUAUGCUACUCUCUAACAGUCUUACUUAAAAAAAUCUUCUAAUCAUCUUCUAAGCAUCAUUUUAACUAAUUACUACUUAAAGCCUUAAGUAGUGAUUAAAUAUUUGGGUUCAUUAAUUAGGACAUGAUUAAGCUACGUUUAUAAGUAAGGCUGUUAAUCUAUACUGUAUGGAUAGUGAUGAAACUUACAGUAGUAAUAUAGCUCAGAUUUCAGAAAAUAUUACAUUACUGUUACAGCCUUAUUAUCGUCCCACUGCUGGGCUGCGGCCUCCUCUCACACGGAGAAGGAUUGAGCGUUAAUCACCACGCUUGCUCAAUGCGGGUUGGUGAUUUUAGACUUUAUAGUACAGGUUUCCUCAAGAUGUUUUCCUUCACCUUUUUAUCAGCCAUUGGUGUCUAAGUUAUAUUACAUUAUCCCCCGAAAAAACAUUAAAAUAUAUAGGUGAAUUAAUAACCUCCCUUUUUUGAAGUCGGUUUAAAAAUUAAUAUAAGUUACUGUAGUGCGUGCGAUAUGCUAUUUUGUAAUAAUAAUUACUGGACAAUACUCUAAGAGUUGGCACACAUAUGGCUGUAAGCUGCGUAGAACACGCGAAGUUUUAUGAACACAUUGAAAUCAGGCUUUUUACUUAAAGCAAGGUUUUCAACACGAUUUUAAUAAGAUAAAUUAUGGAAUCAGACUUUACUUUGAGGUUUAUGACGUAAAAUGUUUGGAAAGUCAAAUCAUUUAUUUCAUUUAGGCCUUUACAAGCACUUAUGAACGUCAAAAAUAUAACUAAGUUUGAUUCUAGUUGCCCAUUCCAAAAGUAGCUUCCUAUGGAGAAGAACGGGCGAGAAACUCCAUAAAAAUAUGUUUAUUCGAUAUCGAUUAAGUGUCUCGCGGAAAUUAACUCUACAUAUUUUUCCUAACAUUUUAUUUUAAUAAGAAUAAUAUGAAAAUUUUCCUCGCACUUUCCGCUAUAUGUACGCCGCCCACAAUGCUUGCUUGUUGCAUGCAUUCUACAAAUGUGACGUGUAUGUAUGUACAAAAAUGCCGAUUUGACUUGUAAACCUAUGAACUUAUGUAAAUCAUAGAUUUAGAAUCUCACUAAUGUUUAAUAGAUUGGCAAUCAGUGACAGAUAACUAUAUGUAGGUGGUAUGACAAAGCAUUGUCCAAAAUAUCGCAUUUAGACAACGUUUUCUAUGGUCAAAAGUAAGAAAUUUUGAAGUUGAAGAAAGCAGCAAAUAUUUAGUGAAAUGAAAGUCACUUAAAAGUUUUGAGUAGAUCCGUUCCCAAUUAUCUAUCCGUGGAUUUGGUUACUAAAGAUAGGAAUUUGACAUUUGUAUGGGGUUUAAAAAAAUCUAUCUUUAGUAAGAAAAUCAACGGAUAGGAUCGAAUAUUGGAAGCGGCUGUCAUUGAUUGCCAAUCCAUCAACGGAUGACUUAACAAAAUCGGAUGUGACUAUAUAAUAUAUUGCUCUGUAUAGUAGAGGUAUAGAGCUGCAUUAUGACAAAAUGGCGACCGCCAUCCUAUUUGUGAGAAAUACGUGUUAAACUUUAUCAAAUACAUUAUCCACAAUCA